CCGCUUCUUCCUUCCCGUCGUCUUUCCCCAGACGAAGCAACCAUCAGGCCAGGAUGGGCCAAUCUAAGGGGGAGGCAAGUAUCAGCCUACCUAUGUAGGUAGGUAUGUAGAACUCUCCCUCCCUCCUCCCCCCUUUAAAAUCCAGCAGUCCCCUCGAGAUCUGAACCUUCCGAGCAGUUACACAGAGUUCUUCCUUGUUUACAUCUUUUGAACAAGGAACCAGCUUCAUUCCUACAUAUCUCCAAACCAUACAACUACCUACCUACUUAUACGACCUACCUGGGAUAUUUAACCUGAAACGAAGACUGCUAUCCUAUCACUCUUCACGACCAUCUUGAGCCACGUCAUUCAGGCGUAAACACUUCAACCAUCAUCAUCACCACCUACUAUAAAGUCAUCACCAAAACAAUCCAAAAUGCCCGUCCGUAUCCCCAGAGCCAACAGGAGUGAGCUCGCAACCUUCGGCGUAGCUGGCGUCGCAGGCUUUGCCCCAUUCUAUUUCAUACUCCCCGGCGCCUCGGAACACCUAGCAUCACAGACUGCCCGAUGGGCGCCCCGAUGGGAACGUAACAUCUCAUACUUCGCCUCACCCGCCCAAAGAGUCGCCCAGCGCGUAGAACCCCGCCUCGAGAAGACGGUCAAGAGGAUCGACAACCGACUACCCCUAGAAAGGGUGGCCAAGAAUGUCGACCGACGGAUCAAGUACGGCAUCGACAAGAUGGACAAGAUGAGCAACCACUAAAUAGUUAUCGGCUGGAUGUUUUGUUUGAAAUUAUAGGCUUGGGACAUGAAUUACGAAAUGGUGGGAUCGGGUAUACCCAUAACAAGUUGUACUUGACCUCGCUAAGGUGCAAACGCACGAGCGUCCAUCGCUUCAGACGGGCCAUGCAUAUGGAUAACUCGCUCGCUAAGCAGUAGUAAACAAUAUAAAAAACUACGCAAAAA
Messenger RNA from Daldinia vernicosa, 945 nucleotides. RefSeq lists its product as uncharacterized. The record is from RefSeq and is a predicted model, not a curated record. The coding region runs from base 416 to 742 and encodes 108 amino acids. The transcript has a single exon. Lineage: Eukaryota; Fungi; Ascomycota; Sordariomycetes; Xylariales; Hypoxylaceae.